Molecule: messenger RNA, 789 nt
Organism: Recurvomyces mirabilis
Lineage: Eukaryota; Fungi; Ascomycota; Dothideomycetes; Mycosphaerellales; Teratosphaeriaceae
Gene: CKB2
Product: casein kinase 2 regulatory subunit
Exons: 3
Coding region: 1-789 (262 amino acids)
Biological process (GO): regulation of transcription by RNA polymerase III
Cellular component (GO): protein kinase CK2 complex; cytoplasm; UTP-C complex
Molecular function (GO): protein kinase regulator activity
Source: RefSeq, a predicted model, not a curated record
AUGGACGAAUUUGCAAGCGACACCGAUAGCGACUACACCAGCUACUGGAGAGAUUGGUUCAUCUCAUCCCGUGGCAACGAGUACUUUUGCGAAAUCGACGAAGACUACCUGACCGACCGCUUCAACCUGACUGGCCUCAACACCGAAGUCCAGUACUACCAGUAUGCCUUGGAUCUCGUGACCGAUGUUUUCGACAUGGAGGUCGACGAUGACAUGCGAGAGCAGAUCGAGAAGGCGGCAAGACACUUAUAUGGCCUUGUACAUGCUCGUUACAUCGUAACUACACGCGGACUAGCCAAAAUGAUGGAGAAAUAUAAGCAAGGAGUCUUCGGCAAAUGUCCACGAGUGAUAUGCGAAUCCCAACACUUACUACCAAUGGGCCAACAUGACGUCCCGAACUGCUCAAACGUCAAACUCUACUGCGCUAAGUGCGAGGACAUCUACAAUCCAAAAUCUUCUCGCCACAACAGUAUAGACGGCGCCUACUUCGGCACCAGCUUCCACAACAUUCUCUUCCAGGUCUAUCCCGCACUAAUGCCACAAAAGACACAACGGCGCUACGAACCACGGAUAUACGGAUUCCGCGUCCAUGCUUCUGCCGCACUAAUGCGAUGGCAGGAGGAGAGACGGGAAGAAAUGAAGGAGCGACUACGAGGUCGUGGAAUGGAGACUACGUUCGAGCGGGAGGACGAUGGGGACGAGAGCGUCGAGAGUGAAGAGGAAGAGGGCGAGCAGGAGCAGGAGGGUAUUGACGAUAUGUUUGAGGGCCAGAUGCAGGCUGUGCAGUAG